Messenger RNA from Conger conger (European conger), 3643 nucleotides. RefSeq names its product 6-phosphofructo-2-kinase/fructose-2,6-biphosphatase 3 (gene pfkfb3). Bases 296 to 1852 code for a protein of 518 amino acids. The transcript has 16 exons. Gene Ontology annotation, molecular function: fructose-2,6-bisphosphate 2-phosphatase activity; 6-phosphofructo-2-kinase activity; ATP binding. Gene Ontology annotation, biological process: fructose metabolic process; fructose 2,6-bisphosphate metabolic process. The record is from RefSeq and is a predicted model, not a curated record. Lineage: Eukaryota; Metazoa; Chordata; Actinopteri; Anguilliformes; Congridae. Gene Ontology annotation, cellular component: cytosol.
UUUGUACUUAAAUAGGGGACGAGAGAGGCGGUUUGAAUAAGCAAAGUGGCAGCAGAACGAGCAUUUUCAGUACACACAAGACGUGAUUUGUUUUGUUUUUUUACGCGAUACUAAUCGUUGAGUAGUAGAUUUGGAUCGAGAAGGAAAUCAACACCAGGAUACGCUUAGGCUAACUUGCUUUUGCCUGUUGAUCUUCGUCGAGUUUAAAGGCAUCUUAGUGCCUAUUACGGUUAUUCUGAGGCGGAUUUGAAUUAGACCAAUUUAGUUAUUCUUUCUCAUUUAUCACCAAUAAGGAAUGCCAAGAGAGCUGACCCAGAACAGGAUCCAAAAAAUCUGGAUUCCGUCUAAGGAUGACAAACCGGCGGCACCUCGAAGAUGCAAGGCCGGCCCCCACCUUGCCAACCCCCCCACUGUGAUCGUGAUGGUCGGCCUGCCCGCGCGCGGGAAGACCUACAUGUCCAGGAAACUGACCCGCUACCUCAACUGGAUCGGACUGCCCACCAAAGUGUUUAAUGUCGGAGAAUAUCGGCGUGAGGCAGUGAAGGAGUACAGUUCUUACGACUUCUUCAAACCCGACAACCAGGAUGCUUUGAAAAUAAGACAACAAUGUGCCUUAGCAGCUCUGAGUGAUGUCAAGUCUUACCUGACAGAAGAAGGUGGCCAGAUCGCUGUCUUUGAUGCUACCAACACAACGAGGAACAGACGGGACAUGAUCUUGAAUUUUGGCAAUGAGAAUGGAUUCAAGAUAUUUUUCAUUGAGUCGGUGUGUGAAGACCCGAACGUCAUUGCAACAAACAUAAUGGAAGUGAAGGUGUCCUCUCCGGACUACCAGGACUGCAACAAAAUGGAUGCCUUGGAGGACUUUCAGAAGAGAAUCGAGUGCUACCGGCAGUCGUAUGAGCCUCUGGACCCGGACCACUAUGACAGGAACAUGUCUUUCAUCAAGGUGAUCGACGUUGGCCGGAGAUUCCUGGUGAACCGGAUCCAGGAUCACAUCCAGAGCAAAAUCGUGUACUACCUGAUGAACAUCCACGUCCAGCCUCGCACCAUCUACCUCUGUCGCCAUGGCGAGAGCGAAGACAACCUGCAGGGUCGCCUGGGUGGGGACUCGGGCCUUUCCUCCCAGGGUAGAAAGUUUGCCGGAGCCCUGACCACGUUUGUGGAGGAGCAGAACCUGAAGGACCUGAGGGUCUGGACCAGUCAGCUUCGCAGGAGCAUCCAGACGGCCGUGGCUCUUGGUGUACCAUACGAGCAGUGGAAGGCCCUCAAUGAAAUUGAUGCUGGUGUGUGUGAGGGUAUGACCUAUGAUGAGGUGAAGGAGAAGUACCCAGAAGAGUUUGCUCUGAGAGACCAGGACAAAUACUACUACCGCUAUCCUACUGGAGAGUCAUACCAGGACCUGGUCCAGAGAGUGGAGCCGGUCAUCAUGGAGCUGGAGCGCCGGGAGAACGUCAUGGUCAUCUGUCACCAGGCCGUCAUGCGCUGCCUGCUGGCCUACUUCCUGGACAAGAGUGCAGAUGAGAUGCCAUACCUGAAGUGCCCUCUCCACACCGUUCUGAAGCUCACGCCCGUCGCAUAUGGGUGCAAAGUGGAGUCGAUCUCGUUGAAUGUGGACGCAGUGAGCACGCACCGGGACAGACCGGAGGUUCCGAAGAGUCCAGUCACGCUCAUACGACGGAACAGCGUGACCCCGCUCACCAGCCCCGAACCCUUCAAGAAGCCUCGCUUCGACCACCUGAACGGGAACUCUAUCCCUGAGGUCCCCCCCGCCCACCUGUCCCGCUGCUCCACCUCACCCCUGCCCUUGGUCCAUUUAGGACAGCUCCAGCUUGGUAGAGUUUCUCUAACCUGAAGAGAUGCGCUUCGGAUCUCCAUGAACUUCUCCAGUCCUGCCAAUGAGACGCUGCCACAUCACCGUCACCUGACCGUGCUCCACCAGAAGUGAUGUCAGUCGGGACAUUGAUUUUCUAUUUAAUUCUGACUGGGCUUCAUCUUGGUGGGAUCUCCGUUUGGGGCAAAUCGCUGCCCAGAGCUGGCCAGAAUGGUGAUUGUUUGUCAUGUAAAUGAAUGUCUCGCUGUAAUCCAAGUGCUUCUGUUACAUGUGCACACACCCUGUGUUCCUGUAAAUGUAUGUAGUGUCAAGUUACAAUGAGUGGGUGUGAGGGUUUUUUUUUUUUUUUUUUUUUUUUAAAUUUUUCUUUUUUAAAUCUGUAAAUGUGGGACUUUUUGUGAAAGAACUUAAUGUCACGCGCUUCACAGAAGAGCAUUUUCAGAGGUGUGACGGUCUUUUCUGAUGUUUCGUCUUCAGAUGGGCCUUCUGUCCACAGCUUCAUGCCUUUCACCUAUGAUAGGAUAGGAUUUUUGCCUCAUUUCUGUCAUUUCCCCCUGCAUUUCAUCUUUUUUUAGGCAACUUCCUUGGUACUGCGCAGGUACCAAGUAGUGCUUUCGUGUCAUCAUAGCACAGGAAGUGUUAUUGUGGCCGAAUGAGUGCAAUGCACAACCAGUUGAGACUGGUUUGUGUACAUGACCGGUUUCAGUGCCAUUACUUCUGUCAAGGCUUUCAGUUUCCCCUUUCUGUGAACUGCGUUAUGUGAAAUCACAUGCAGGUGCUUAAGGCUUCCCCAUUCAGCGAUUCCUAAGCAGAUGACAUGCAAGCUUCUCACUCAAUCUAGUUUCAAGCAAACAUUGCCUGUAAAUGCACAGGUUAUUUAUAGAAUGAUGGAGUAAUGUUUAACUUUUAUAUUUAUUUGAAGUAAGAUUCAUGUACUUUUAGUGUUUCCUUCUUUUUUUUUUUUUUUAACUGGAUAUACUGUGUAUUAUUUUGAUAUAAUAUGUUGUGAGGUUUAUCCUCUGCCUCGGAACUGGCAGAGUAUUUCUAAGCCGUUGCGCAAGAACUGCGCACCACAUUGUAUGUUCAAAUGAUUUUAGUCCCCUUGGUUUGGGGCAUUUUAUUUAUUUAUUAGAAGGUAUUUUGUUGUAUUUAAGUUCUUACACAUUUAAAAUGCACAUGCCAAUUCUUCAGCAUGUUUCAAACGGCAAUAAAACAUUUCAAUUAGUUUGUGCACUAUACAAUUGAGUUAAUACGUCUUACUUGAUAGGGUCAACUAUCUUAAUGCUUGUAACUUGAAAAACCAUGAAAAUAAGUCAAACGUGCACGUUUACCCGGUGUUCCCAUUACUGUUGUAGGAGGAUGAAUUUGACUUGAUCAUGUAAUAUUUGGUAUGUUUGGACUGUGUGGGAAUGGAGUACCCACUGGGCCUACUCCAAGUCCUGCUUGGUCAGUGAAUCUUUCACACUUUGAGAGGGAGCUGGCACUAGUGUACAUCUGAUCAUUACACUCAUGGAUUGCUCUGGCAUUCUGUCACUAACUUGUCUUCACUUUUUAUUUAUUCAUUUCCAUUUUCUAGUUUAUUCUAUUGUCAUUUUUGCCUUUUUGCUGAAAGUGCUGUCCAAGCUUAGCCAGAGGUAAAAUUACAUAAUGUAAGGCUGUUUUGCUUGAGGAAUAAACUCUGAAUAAUGACUUUCAUUUGUGAUAAUAUGUGUACAGUUAGUUGUUCCAUCUUGUUUAUAAUCAGAAUGUGUUGAGAUGUACAGGGGUGAAUGUAAUCUAGAAUAUGUUUAUAUUAAAACCUAUUUAACACUA